Messenger RNA from Alosa alosa (allis shad), 2264 nucleotides. RefSeq names its product BCL2 like 12 (gene bcl2l12). NCBI's taxonomy places the organism in Eukaryota, Metazoa, Chordata, Actinopteri, Clupeiformes, Clupeidae. The record is from RefSeq and is a predicted model, not a curated record. Gene Ontology annotation, biological process: regulation of apoptotic process.
GGACAGGGUUUGGGGGGGGUGGAGUGGGAGAGUUGCUGCUGUGAAUGGAAGUCAAGACAUCGGUUCACAUUUCACAAUCAGUUGAUGUGUUUUAGUUAUGUUCAAACUGUUCUCAUAAUGGCCAAUAGACUAUUUGACCGUCUUUGGUAGGCCUAUGUCAUUUACUAUAUAGGCCCACUAUAUACCAUUUCAAUAAAGAUUUGUGAGUAGGCCUACAGUAAUCAAUAUUUUGUGCAUUUUGUUGCUUUUAUUUUGUUGAAUGUGGGCUUAAUAAACUGCACCUGUUCUAAUUCAUCAAGGUGUCAUAUUCUGUUCACAUAGGUUCUGCAAAUGCAUUGAAUGGGGGAGGGGAAAUACUGCAAAUAUAUGUAGGCUAGCCUACGUCUUAAUUUGACUUUUUAAAUAUUUUAAAUUUCAACAGAUUUGAAAGUGACAUAGCCUAUUUACCCUGCCCACCUUAGGAAGGCACCCAUAAUUGGACAUGCGCAGAUUUGCUGUCAUUCCAACAGGUCUCAGCGUCGGGAGAGGCAUGUCCAUUCCAGCCAGUGGCCACCGAAACUCAAUUGAGACGCCGUCGGCUGUCAGGCAGAGAAAGAGAGCAAACCUUUAGGUUGGACAAGAUGACUUUGGAACUCAGACAUAGCCCAGGUCAAUAAAAGAGGUCGUGUUUGAAAUCAGCUUUAGCCUAUAUUAGGUCAUGUUAGAGAGAAAAAGUUUACACUAGUCGACUUUUGUUUUCAGCCGAUAUACGCUAACCAGAUAGCUAACGUUAACAGUAACGUUAGCUUUCCAUCUAACCGUUUUAGUUUUAAACUAAUUUAUGUUUUAUUUAUAAAAUAUGUAUGUGAAGUAGCCAUACAGUCUCUCUAAGCUUGUGGAACCCCAUGAAACACUACGAGGUAGACCCAAAGUGAUGUCUGAGGGGGCAGCCAGACCCUCGUCCCCAUCCCCUUCAGUCUCACUGCUGGAAGUCAAAGCUGACACUCAACUGGUACUCAAGUCCUUCCUGCGUAAUGCGCUGUCUGUUCCCGCGGCUGAGCGGCCUGGCAGGGUGGGCGGGACCUACCGCGACUCCAAUAAGUACUCUGCCAGCAGCAAGUCGCAGAAGAAGGCAGAUAAUGGCUGGGACUCGUGGGAUGAGGCCAUCAGCUCUGCUGAGGAGAAGAAGCACAGCAUCAAAACCCUCAUCAAGAGACGACUGCGUCCCCGCACACUCCAACGGCCUGAGGCACCGCGCAAAAGCGAGACGUUGGAGAAGGACAGAAAACCUGUCCAGUCAAAGAAUGACCAGCCUGCCACUCACUCAGAGACCCUGCAUAAGAAGCCUGAGCAGGAAGAUGUGGGCUCCUCGCCUUCCUCUCCCGAGGAUGAAGAAGAGAAGAAGCAGGGCGAGGACGGGAAUAAGAAAAAGACGAAGAGCAAACGCAAAAUGCAGUUCUCUUCAAUCUUCUCUAUAAAAGCUUUAAAUCCAAGCCCAAGAGUGACGAUCCGAAAGGCCCAGCACACUGGUGGUCUCAUUCUUUUGAGCAUGUCUGUGCCCAAAGCCCACCCUCCCGAGUUCUAUGAGGACGUGGCCGAUACUCUGGAGCGGAUCGCCAGGCAAAGCGUGAAGAAGAAGUCCAAACCUGUGCCGCUCUCCCUCAGUCCCCCGCCCAGCCAACCUGCAGUUUCAGCCAAUGCCAAGAACGAUGUGGUUCAACAGCUGGUCCAGAUGCUCUGUACAGAAGGUGACAUCAUGAAUGACAAGAUCAACGCUAACCCGUUUUUACGCACAUCACUGGACCGCCUUUCGUACCCCUCUUUCGCUAAGCUGCUGGACGCUUACGCUAGUCAAACACUGCCCCCGGCCACACCCCACCGGUCCCCGCCCCCCACACUACGCAAAGUGGCCCUCACCAUGGAGGCAUCGCGCCGCGUUCUCACGGCAACAGGUGCGCGUCAGCACCUGAAGGAGCAUGCUGAGCGUUACAUGGAGAACUUUGCUCCGUGGAUCAAGAACCAAGGAGGCUGGGAAAACAUUGUGGAGGAGAUCCAUGAGUAUGACUGACAGCUGGGAUCCUGAAGUGCUUUUUACAAUGGACUUAUCAUGAACUGUGGAUAUUGGAGUCAGCCAUGGAUGUGACAAAAAACAAACAAAAAAAAUUGUUGUAAUGAUCGUGACUGUUAUUUUUGUAAAACAGGUUUUCAGCCGAAAAGGCCAAAUUGUUUCUAUACCGUGCUUUUUAUACUAAUUUUUAAAUGUUUUUAAAGAAAUCAUGAAAACA